AGCGGUUCAGUCCGGUUUGCUCAUUCCGGACCGAGCGCGAGGCAGUCGGGUCCCUCCUUCCUUCGUUCAUCCAGCAACGGUUUGGUCGGCUCGACUCGACUCGCCAACUAACCGAGAGGAGGACAAAACAUGGACCCGUAAAUAAACAAAAGUGGCCCUGACCUCCAAACGGACUUAAUGAUGACCUUCCAUCGCUUGGCUGUUUUAUUGGGAGCUUUGGUGUGCACUUGCAACAGCGUGCACGUGACGGUGCCGGAGAAGCGGCAGUUCGCCAUGCUCUUCCAGUCCACGGUCCUCCCGUGUCACUACCAGACGGCCUCCAGGCAGACGCCGGUGGUGCAGUGGUGGUACAAGUCCUACUGCCACGACCGCACCCGUGACUCUUUCAAGCUGCCUCACCGGCUGACCGCGCAGGCCUCGGAGCCGCCCGCCAGGUCCCACCUGGACUGCGCCGACAGCGGCCGCACGGUUCGGGUGGUGGCUUCGGCGCAGGGAUCCUCGAUGACGCUGGCGGAGCACUACAAGAAUAGGGACAUCGCCAUCAUAAACAAAGCAGACCUGCGCAUCGGUCAGUUGCAGUGGGGCGACAGCGGCGUGUACUUCUGCAAAGUGGUCAUCGCCGACGACCUCGACGGCAAGGACGAGGCCCAUCUGGAGUUGCUGGUGCUAGGCAGGACAUCACAGCAAGCCGAUAUCCUACCUGAGUUUGACGUGGAGAUUAUGCCAGAGUGGGCGUUCGUAGGCUGCGUGGCGCUAGGCAGCAUCUUGUUCCUGCUGUUGAUGGGGAUCUGCUGGUGCCAGUGUUGCCCACACUCCUGCUGCUGCUACGUCAGGUGCUGCUGCUGCCCCGACACCUGUUGCUGCCCCCGGCACCUGUACGAGGCCGGGAAGAUGGCGAAGAGCGGAGCGCACGCUCAGAUGCCCGUGUACCCCUACUACAUUCCCGGAGUUCCCACUAUGGUGCCGCUAGCCCCUUCAUCCCACGUGGAGCCAAAGCUCACCUCUAUUGUCUCUGUCCCCUCGAUUGCGUCGAUCCCCUCGGUCGAUAAUAACCUGGCUGGAGUACGCAGUGGUUAUCACCUGAAAGCCAUUCCGGACCACAGGGGGUCUGAGAAAGUUCUGUACUACGUAGAAAAGGACCAGGCUCAGGUUCCAUCCGCCAAGCUCGCUGCACUCCAACCCGGUAGCCUGUCAGAACUCAGUUCCCUCCAUGAGGGAGGAAACGCUGAUUUCAGGCACACUUACCACACCGUCCAGAUGAAGGCGCUGGCGCCCAUCGCCGACGCCGACGACCAGUCGCCGCCGAGAGAGGCUCCGCCGGCGCGGAGGGGCGGACGCGGCCGCGGCCGCGAGCGAGACAACCACUCUGACGAUGAACUGGACAGGAGGUGGAACGCUCGCUCGGAGCACCUCCCGAGAAAGAACCGCGCCGGCUCGCUGGAUGAGCUGGAGGAGUUUGCGCAGUCGUACAAUUGCCGUAGCCGUCGGGUCGAGGCCCCAGCCGUACGGGAGUACAGCCUCCCGAGACGCCGCCGUAGAGACGAAGACGACGGCUGGGAUCGCGCCAGCCCCUCGCCUUUACCCCAGAGGAGGAGAGGCACGUGGGACGGCGAACUCAACGCCCGGCCGCUCCGCCACGGGGACUACGACGGAGACUUCCUCAGCCGAGCGAUGGAGAGCAAAGCCAGGGGGGACGGAGUCGGCUCGAGGCCGGACGAGGACAGUGACACUCUCUCCAAGGGCGGCGCCGGCUACUGCAGCCGCUCGCCGAGCCAUCGUCCCGAAGAGGAAGACCCUCUGCCUCCGUACUCGGAGUGCGAGGCGGAACGCUACCGCAGAAGCGCCCGGAGCCCCGACCGGUACCGCACCGUCGAUUCUGCCGGAACGGAGCGCUUUGACGCCUCGGAGCUCGCCGUGAGGUCUUUUUCGUACACGCGGCCCCACCUGGCGAUGUCCCUCCCGCCGCAGGAGAAAGAUAGGCGACGCAACUUGAUCCAGUAGAGAGCUUCGGGAUUUGAAUCUCAGCUCCGGCCCUUCUCACUGAAGUUUGAUUUAUCUGCUUGUACGUAUUUUGUCUGUCUUCUCUGUGGGUACUCCAGCUUCCUCCCACGUUGCAAAAUUCAUGUUCAUAACAGGGCUCUACACGAACUUUUUGUACUAAACGACCAUCUUUUUCAGUUGCGCAUGAUAUGUUGCACCCUUAUUUUGGCGAGGUGCAGCAUGACCAUGCGUUACUGGAAGCCACAAGCUUACAUGCACACAUUUAAUUAUUGUUUCACUGUCUGAAGUCAAAUCAGACUAAAGCUCUCCUAUUUGAGAUCAGUCAGAUGAGCAAAAUUAUUUAAUUGUGUUAAAUGCCUCAAUUAUGAAGAGAGAGAAUUUACUGGAAUUUUCUUGGAGGUCAAAAGUUUACACGCAUCCCCUUCAUACGGAGUAGCAUUUCCUUGGAACUGCGUGACUCGGGUCAUACGUUUUGGCUAACCUUCUACAAACCUCCGACAGUACUCUGCUGGAAUCCUGACAGAACUGGUGGAACUGAGUCAGGGUUGUCGCGCACACCUUUCUCAGACCUGCGCCGCAAAUUUUCCAUUGGGAUUCAGAUCUGGGCUUUGUGAUGGCCACUCCAACACGUUGACUUUGUUUUCCUCAAGCCACUUUUGAACCAUUUUUGGAGUAGAUUUCGGGUCAUUGUCCAUUUGGAAGAUCCAAUUUUGCCCAAGUUUUAGCUUCCUGGCUGAUUUCUUGAAAUGUUGCCUUAUUAAUAUCUCCAUGUAAUGUUCUUCCUUCGUGAUACCGUCUAUUUUUCCUGUGGGAGCAAAACUGCCACACAACAUGAAGCCGCCACCUCCAUAUUUCACAGUUGGUACAGUGUUCUCAGGUUUACAACCUUCUCCUUUUUUUCCCCCCCAGUUGUAACAUUGGUCAAUCUGGAGUUUCAUCAGACCACAGGCCACGUCUCCAGAAGUUCAGAUCUUUGUUCUAGUGUCUUUUUGCAGGGACACACGCGCACGCAGUUUAUGAUGACUGGACUUCGGAAAGGAGAGCAUGCAGGUGGAGGAUGUUACCUAAAUCAGUGAAAAAAAGAUGGCGACUUUUAACCACCAUGUCUUUAGAUAAAAGGGAGGAUUACAACUUGUGCAACCAUUUGAGAAAAGGGUUGCAUAUGCGGCUGUUUUGGUCACAGUCUGGAGCCCUAUGUACGGGUGAAUAUGAAUUUUCAAAAGUCUAUAUGUCCCCUGUGAUUGGCUCGCCACCUGUCCAGGGUGUAGAUGGCCUCUCGCCCAAAGUCAGCUGGGAUUGGCUCAUCCACAUCCAUCAUGGAUGAAAGGAGGGAUUCAAACACAAUUUCAUUUGAUGUCCCAAUACUUUUUCAUUUUUGAAAUGCUCUUCCUGUCAACAAAUGUCAGCAAAAGACCACACAGCCCAUCUGACUCGAAAAUACACUUGACCUUUAACCGCUUGUUAAACCCAAGAAGCCACCUGGGGGAGCCAAAUUUGCACGUCUCGCGUGGCGCAUGCAUCAACCCGUUUUCUAAUCCUCCAUUUCAACAUCCCUCAGAGAGUAAAAACAGAAUUUUGCGACGGACGUUCAGAUGUUGCUACCGCCUACUUUGCCUAUUAAAACUAAAUUCCCAAUAAGUGGUUCUAACCCAAUCUCAAGAUUCGGCAGCUCAACCCCCCACCCAUCCACAUCUGCAGCAUGAAUGCACGUUUCUAACACGUUUUCCUCUCACUGUAUUUCCUCAACAGAGCACAGCACCGAGCAGGGACACCCUCGUAGUGUGACCCGUAGCUUCCCACCCGCGGUGUUGGAUCUAACUCACAGCAUGCGCCAGACUAACGACUCGAUAGACCGGAGGGACUUUUACUCGCGCUUCACCAGUGGCGCAGUUUUAUUAUCACAACAGUGCAACUCAGGUUCAUUUGUUUCUCGUUUAAUUCCUGUGUAUGUUUUUUUUUAUUUCUUCAAACACCGAACCUUGCAAUUGUUCUGCAGAAUUCAUUUGCACUCUUCAAAUAAAAAAGCAACUUUUUUUGAA
Molecule: messenger RNA, 4040 nt
Organism: Syngnathoides biaculeatus (alligator pipefish)
Lineage: Eukaryota; Metazoa; Chordata; Actinopteri; Syngnathiformes; Syngnathidae
Product: immunoglobulin-like domain-containing receptor 2
Exons: 10
Coding region: 178-2001 (607 amino acids)
Biological process (GO): pancreas development
Cellular component (GO): membrane
Source: RefSeq, a predicted model, not a curated record